AGGGGGCAUCGAUAAUUUUUCAUCCAAUGCCAAAGAUUCGUCUGUCUCCUCAUUCUUUGCUUUGAUUAUUAAUCCACACAUCGCCCACCACCAACCCAUUUCCCUCCCUCUUCUUAAACCCCCUCCCUCAUCUUCUCCAUCCAACACCAAAACCUUUCAUACCCCAAACUUCUUCAUUCAUUCAUUUCCUCAGAUGGGUUUUGAUGAUCUUUCUAAUACAAGCCUUCUUCUUGGUUUGGGAUUAACACUUCCCUCUAAUCCUCCUCAUCUAAUUUCUCAAAAACCCAAGAAGCCACUCGAUUUCCUCUGUUUUCCCCCUCCUGAAUCCGAGCCCUCCUUAACUUUGGGCCUUUCCACCGUCGAUACCUACCCUUCUGAAACCCCUGAUUUGUCUCGCCAACCCUCGCCUCACAGUGCGAUUUCUUCCUUCUCCGGAAGCAGGGUCAAACGUGAAAGAGAUGUUUCCGGUGAAGAGAUUGAAGAGGAGAAAGCUUCUUCUCGUGUCAGCGAUGAAGAUGAAGAUGGUUCUAAUGCUAGAAAAAAACUUAGACUAACUAAAGAACAAUCUGCCCUAUUGGAGGAGAGCUUUAAACUUCACAGUACUCUUAACCCUAAGCAAAAGCAAGCCUUAGCUAGCGAGUUAAAUCUCCGGCCUCGACAAGUUGAAGUUUGGUUCCAGAAUAGGAGAGCCAGGACAAAACUUAAGCAAACAGAGGUAGAUUGCGAGUUUCUAAAGAGAUGCUGCGAAACGCUAACGGACGAAAACAGGAGGCUACAAAAAGAGCUACAAGAACUGAAAGCCUUGAAACUAGCGCAGCCACUGUUCAUGCAAAUGCCGGCGGCGACACUCACCAUGUGCCCGUCUUGUGAGCGGAUCGGCGGUGGCGCCGCCACGGUUAACGGCGACGGAAACGCCAAGGGCCCAUUUUCGAUAGCUACCAAGCCCCGGUUUUACAAAGCCUUCACCAAGCCUUCGGCUGCUUGCUAAUAUUAUGGUUGGAUCGGAUACGUAUUAGAAUUUGGCUAGCCCAUUAAGAAAAAAAAAAAACACAACAAAUUAGGCAAUUAAUUAAUCAAGGAGGAAAAUCCCCAGAAACCCAGGAUUUUUUGGUUGGGGCCUCAGGUUAGUUGUAGUUGGUUCUAUUUAAAAAAAAAAAAAAAAAAAAAAAAGCAAGAAAAACCUCAAAAAAAAAAAAAAAAAAAGAAAGAAAGAAAGAAAGAGAAGGAGAGAGAAAGAAUAGUCAAAUUAAAUUAGUUUAAUUUGUAGAAAAAAAAAUAUAGUAAUUUACUAAUCCAAUUAUUAUGUCUCCUUAUUUGAUUUCAUAUGUUUGUAUAUAAAGUAAAUUAAGAUUGUUAUUGAAGAAAAUAUUUGUGAUA
Molecule: messenger RNA, 1377 nt
Organism: Cucumis sativus (cucumber)
Lineage: Eukaryota; Viridiplantae; Streptophyta; Magnoliopsida; Cucurbitales; Cucurbitaceae
Product: homeobox-leucine zipper protein HAT22
Exons: 3
Coding region: 194-988 (264 amino acids)
Biological process (GO): regulation of DNA-templated transcription
Molecular function (GO): DNA-binding transcription factor activity, RNA polymerase II-specific; sequence-specific DNA binding
Source: RefSeq, a predicted model, not a curated record